Messenger RNA from Cavia porcellus (domestic guinea pig), 2305 nucleotides. RefSeq names its product fibroblast growth factor 9 (gene Fgf9). The coding region runs from base 689 to 1315 and encodes 208 amino acids. The record is from RefSeq and is a predicted model, not a curated record. Gene Ontology annotation, molecular function: growth factor activity; fibroblast growth factor receptor binding. Gene Ontology annotation, cellular component: cytoplasm. The transcript is spliced from 3 exons. Gene Ontology annotation, biological process: regulation of cell migration; positive regulation of protein phosphorylation; positive regulation of gene expression. Lineage: Eukaryota; Metazoa; Chordata; Mammalia; Rodentia; Caviidae.
CGCCGCCGCCGCCCGCGCACGGCCAGCCCGCCUCCGCCGAGCCCCGGGGGAGCCUGGACGCCAGCUCUGGACGCCUAAAGUUUUCCCCUUCUUUUUGUUGUAUUAUUAUUAAUUUUUUUGCAGGGGGGCUGGGAGGGAGGAUCGGUCGCCGCCGCCAACGUGAGAUUUUUUUUCCCCUUGAAGGAUUCAUGCUGAUGUCUGCAGAGUCGGGCAGAGAGUAAAAACAGCGCAUGCCUUCCCGGAGUCAGGAUCCGCACAUUCUGACGUAGCCCGUGCAUCUUAAAAACCCCUAUAAUAACGCCCAGGCAUUUAAGUGGCUAUGGUCAUUCUGCUCUCCAGGCAGAUGGAGAGACUACGGAUUUUCUUCCUCGUUACGGUCGGAUGGGAUGAAGACCUUGCCUGCUGAGCGCCGGGGAUCCAUCUAUAGAGAAGCAGUUAAUAGAUAAUGUUCGCCAGUAUGUCCGUGUGCGAGUGUAAAGUGGUUUCCUAGACUCGCAGUGCUUUGACCUUGAACCUCUGCCAGUGAAACAGCAGAUUACUUUUAUUUGUGCCCUGAAUAGAUUGAAGACACGGACCCCUUCCCUCUCUGCGGCUGCAGUGCGAGGGGAGUUGGAUGUACCUCGCCUAACAGCGCCUGGGUUGGCAUCUCCAUUAUUUUUAUUCUGUGCUCCAAAAGCCCAGUCGUCUGAUGGCUCCCUUAGGUGAAGUUGGGAACUAUUUUGGCGUGCAGGAUGCGGUACCGUUUGGGAAUGUGCCCGUGUUGCCGGUGGACAGCCCGGUUUUGUUAAGUGACCACCUGGGUCAGUCUGAAGCAGGGGGGCUCCCCAGGGGACCCGCAGUCACGGACUUGGAUCAUUUAAAAGGGAUUCUCAGGCGGAGGCAGCUCUACUGCAGGACUGGAUUUCACUUAGAAAUUUUCCCCAAUGGUACUAUCCAGGGAACCAGGAAAGACCACAGCCGAUUUGGCAUUCUGGAAUUUAUCAGUAUAGCAGUGGGCCUGGUCAGCAUUCGUGGCGUGGACAGUGGACUCUACCUCGGGAUGAAUGAGAAGGGCGAGCUGUAUGGAUCAGACAAACUAACCCAAGAAUGUGUAUUCAGAGAACAGUUUGAAGAAAAUUGGUAUAACACGUACUCAUCAAACCUAUAUAAACACGUGGACACCGGAAGGCGGUACUAUGUUGCGUUAAAUAAAGACGGGACUCCAAGAGAAGGGACCAGGACUAAACGGCAUCAGAAAUUCACACAUUUUUUACCUAGACCCGUGGACCCAGACAAAGUACCCGAACUAUAUAAGGAUAUUCUAAGCCAAAGUUGACAAAGACAAUUUCUUCACUUGAGCCCUUAACAAAGUAACCACUAUAAAUGGUUUCACGCGGUGGGUUCUUAUUGAUUAGCUGUGUCAUCACCUUGGCCCCACUGUUGCCAAACUUUGUCGCAUGCAUAAUGUAUGAUGGAAGCUUGGAUGAGAACACGCUGGCUGAUUUCGUUCGUUCUGCACUUAGAGGCUGGUUCUCCUGGAGGGCUGCCUGGGCCAUUGCUGGAUUUCCUGUGGAAGAAGGGGAGAGGGGCUGAGUGAGAGGGGGUGAGUGUGAGUGGGUGAGUGGCAGGGGACACCUGAGAGAGACCAGUGAGCAGGACAGCGGCCUGAUGCAUGCUGGGAACUAGACACGCUUUUACAUUUUUGAUCAGUUGUACUUCAUCCUGUAUCAGCACAGCUGCCAUCCUUCGACUCAUCAAGACUUCCGGCUGGUGGCCUGCGCCAGGGUACGCUGCAUUUUCAAAGGCAUGGAGGGUGCAGUCUCACUUAAAAGACCUUUUCAGUUAAUUCUUACUGGUAUCAUCCCAGUGAAUUUAAAGCAAAGACCUCUUAGAAAAAAUAAAAAGAAGAAAGAAAAAAAAAAGAAAAAAGAAAAAAAAGGAAAGAAAAAAGAAAAAAAAGAAAAAAGUUAAAUUUAUUUAUAGAAAUUCCAAAGGCAACAUUUUAUUUAUUUUAUAUAUUUAUUUAUUAUAUAGAGUUUAUUUUUAAUGAAAUAUGUACAGGCCAGCUAGGCAUUUUGGAAGCUUUAGGCUCUGUAUGCAUUAAGUGGCAAAGUCUGCUAUGAAUCUGUGGUAAAUUCAUGCAAGUAGGUGUGAUGGUGCAUGGGUAGGAGACAUUCUAAUGACCCUAAUGUACUAAAGGCGACAAUCUAUUUUGUGCCCGUAUCAUUGUAAACUUACGCACAUCGCUCAUGACAUUGAGUAUUUGCUCUUCAGACUGCUUGUUUCAUAGCUUAUCCCAGAGGAUUAAAGAUAAACUGGGUCUCAA